Messenger RNA from Labrus mixtus (cuckoo wrasse), 2289 nucleotides. Its product is annotated as glyoxal reductase-like. The transcript is spliced from 5 exons. Bases 882 to 1748 code for a protein of 288 amino acids. Lineage: Eukaryota; Metazoa; Chordata; Actinopteri; Labriformes; Labridae. The record is from RefSeq and is a predicted model, not a curated record. Gene Ontology annotation, molecular function: oxidoreductase activity.
UGGAUGAAUUCCCGCCUUCCGGUUGCUUUGCCUUCUUUGAUUAGCUCGAUCAUCUUCCAAUCAGCGGCGUCAGAAAGUUGUCACCAUGGCGAUGCAGGAAUCCGCUAAAGCUGUCACGUGACUGUCAGCUGACCACAUGGAGACGCCAGCAGCAGUUGUCAACGGAAAUCACAUACUGGAGUUAAAGCUCAGGGUUUUAUUUGCCUUUUUUUAACGCGAUACGUUUUAUUAUUUACACUUUAUAUGUAAUUAAAUGACAGGUCGUUGCCUUCCUAGACACUUAUAAUUAAAAAAAUACUAAGCUGAAAGGACCCAAAAGGUGAGACAAGUAUUUUUGUUUUUACGUCAUAAGCAGUGGCAUUUUAAUGCAAUAGCUUUUCAUGCAAUUCUCUACUUUGCAACAACUAAUUUCAUGAAAAAUACGUCAUUAGUCACCAUCGGAUGCUCUCGUUUAUAUUUGCAGUCUAUAGUUUUGCACAGCAGCAUUUCUAUACAAUAUCUAUGCAAUAUUAUACAGCUUUUGAAAAGUGUUCUGAAAUGGCCAGAUUGUUGGUUAAUUGUGACAAUGUCUGCUAGUAAUUGUCAACUUUCUUACACUUCUGCAGUGUACUAGUUGCAUUGGUGACGUUCCUCAACCAUAGACUGUAAAUGAUUUAUACAGUCUGUGGUUUCAAAGUGUAUCAUAAGAAACUAAAUGUCUGUCUAAUUGAGAAAAAAGAAAACUCCCCUCAGUCGCCCAUUGCAGUCCCAAUACAACUAAACUAAUACUUCUCAAGAAAAUCCUAUUUAUUUUCUCAUUCAACUCUAUCCCUUCCUUUAUCAAUGUGGGAAAGAAAAAAAUAGUCCAAACAGGCCACAAAAAGAAAAGUGAAGCCAAUCAGAUGUCCUCCACUAUACCCUCUGUCCUCCUGAACACGGGGGUUCAGAUGCCCCUCCUGGGUCUGGGGACCUACAAGUUGGUAGGUCCUGAAGAUGUCUACCGGGCUGUGGAUGCAGCACUGGUCGCUGGUUAUCGAUCCUUCGACAGCGCGGCCGUCUACAGGAAUGAAGCUGAAUUGGGCCGAGCGCUCAAGGAGCUCCUGCCUAAGCAUGGCUUAACCAGAGAGGACGUCUUCAUCACCAGUAAGCUGGGCCCCAAGGAUCAGGGUGAGAGAGCCAUGCAAGGCGCCCUUCACAGCCUCUCUCAGCUGGAUUUGGGUUACAUUGACCUCUACCUGAUCCACUGGCCUGGCACACAGGGAAUGGAUGUGACCGACCAACGCAACCCAGGUAACAGAGCUCAGAGUUGGGCCACGCUGGAGGAGCUGCACGCCCAGGGGAAGCUGAAGGCCAUCGGAGUGUCCAACUACACACCAGCACACAUGAAAGAACUGAUACAGAGCUGCAGAACGCACCCUGCUGUGCUACAGGUAGAGUUUCACCCUCAGCUGUGCCAGAGAGAGCUGAGGAGUGUGUGUGAGGAGUACGGAGUGUGUUUCCAAGCCUACUCCUCCUUGGGGAAAGGAGAGCUGACUGCUCACCAUGUAGUCAUGGAGAUAGCAAAGAACUGUGGGCGUACACCUGCACAGGUCCUUAUGCGCUGGGCGGUGCAGCAGGGCGUCCCAGUGCUCCCCAAGUCGUCCAAUCCGGACAGAGUUAAGGAUAAUGCCAGGAUUUUUGACUUCACACUGAGUGACUCAGACAUGGACGGACUUUCGGCUUUGGACUGUGGGCACAAGUACUGCUGGGAUGCAUCACAAGUGGUUUGACGGACCCCUAUUGGAACAAUUGUUAUUCUCCACAGUUAACCCUGGAGGUGGCUGUUCUUCAGAUCUGACUGGCAGUAGAGCCGUAUUGAGAAACCAACAUUACUAAGAGUUGAAAAAUGAAAAAUGAAGACAUUAAUAGCUCAGUUGAUCAAGCUACUUGGCAUUACCAGGAUUUUAAUUGACAAACGCACCUGGCAAAGAAUCAGGGAUUGAAUCAACUGAAAAGACAGAUGCAGCACCAGGUGUCUGAGUGUUAUAGAAAAUGACAAUAGAGAUCUAUUCUAUUUUUUUUUAAAGAUAUUUUUCAGGCCUUUUUUCCUUUACUAGACAGGACAGCUGAAGAGAGACAGGAAAUGUUUUGAGGAGACAGUGGGGGAUGAAAUGCAGCAAAGAGCUUAGGUCGGAUUUAAACCCACUGCAGCUGCGAUGAGGACUGUAGCCUCUGUACAUGGGCCGAAUGACAAAACCGCUAGGCCAUUGGCUCCCUCAAAUCUCUUCUAUUCUUAAGUCAUAUUUUACAUAAAAACCUGAAACACUGAAA